This is a messenger RNA of Vitis riparia (riverbank grape), 2827 nucleotides long. Its product is annotated as protein KINESIN LIGHT CHAIN-RELATED 3-like. Gene Ontology annotation, molecular function: protein binding. Lineage: Eukaryota; Viridiplantae; Streptophyta; Magnoliopsida; Vitales; Vitaceae. The record is from RefSeq and is a predicted model, not a curated record. Bases 291 to 2507 code for a protein of 738 amino acids. The transcript has 3 exons.
GACAUUCCAUCUCUGCAACCUUAUUUUUUUUAUAUUUAUUUUUUUUAUUACUUUUUCCAGCCAAAAUAUUCACUGCCCGUUUCCCAUUCUGUCCCUACUCCCUUCCAAAAAUUCCUUCUGCUGUCUUCUUCCUCUUCUCGACCUUUAUAUAUACUCCCCCAAAAACAAAGAAUUUUUUCUUCCUCUAUAUAUUACUGAGGCAGCACAGCCUUGGCAUCUUUCUCUUCCAUGGUUGAUUUUUGAGAUAAUUUAUUUGAUUUUGGUGUUGUUGUUGAUUUGGAUACUGUAAGAUGCCUGGAGUUGUCAUGGAGGGUGUCAAUGAAGAUGGGGUAGCCAAUGAAUUAAAUGGAAGUUCCACAGCUUUUAAGGAAAAUUCAGCUUCAAACAAGUCGCCAAAAAGCAAUUUGGGUCUGCAAAGUCCUCCUCGGAGUGCUGGUGUUGAAUUCCCUAUGAAUGGGGUGAUUGACACCUCCAUCGAACAGCUUUAUGAUAACGUAUGUGAGAUGCAGAGUUCUGAUCAAUCACCAUCAAGGGUUAGCUUUGGAUCUGAAGGGGAAGAAUCAAGGAUUGAUUCAGAGUUGCGUCAUCUUGUGGGUGGAGAGAUGAGAGAGGUGGAGAUAAUGGAGGAAGAGGUGGAAAAGCCAGGGGACAACAGUCGUAGUGAUUCUGGUUCUAAGAAGGAAAGCCUGUCUGCAGGUAAGCAGUUUGGGAAGAUGGAUAAGUCUGAAUUCAGUUUGAAAUCUGUUUCUCCAGUACAUUCAAAGAAAAAUUCUCAGUUGGAGUCCGAAGUUUCUUCAAAGUCAAAUCCUAAGGGUAGAAGUCCUCAGGGGAAACCUCCCAGUGAUAAGCGGAGUGAAAAGAAUUUGAGAAAACCAAACGCAGGAGUCACCCCCUUGAAGAAACAGCGGAAUUCACCUCUAGGAGGGGUGAAGUUACAGAAUGGAACUGAUGAUUCAUCUGAAGCAGGAUUGGAUAACCCGAAUCUUGGGCAAUUUCUACUUAAGCAAGCAAGGGAUUUGAUUUCUUCUGGAGAUAAUCCACAGAAGGCUCUUGAAUUAGCUCUUCGAGCCACAAAAUCAUUUGAGAAAUGCGCAAACGGAAAACCCAGUUUAGAACAAGUCAUGUGCUUGCAUGUUACAGCAGCAAUAUACUGCAAUUUAGGCCAAUAUAAUGAGGCAAUCCCAGUUCUUGAGCACUCAAUUGAGAUUCCAGUGAUUGAAGAAGGCCAAGAUCAUGCACUUGCUAAAUUUGCUGGGCAUAUGCAGUUGGGUGAUACUUAUGCAAUGGUGGGCCAACUUGAGAAUUCAAUACUCUGUUACACAACGGGUUUGGGAGUCCAGAAACAAGUUUUGGGAGACACGGACCCAAGAGUUGGGGAGACUUGCAGGUACUUGGCUGAAGCUCAUGUUCAAGCACUGCAAUUUGAUGAGGCUGAGAAGCUUUGUCAAAUGGCCCUUGACAUCCAUAGAGAGAAUGGUUCACCUGCUUCCCUUGAAGAGGCAGCAGAUAGGAGGCUCAUGGGGCUUAUAUGUGAAAUGAAGGGCGAUCAUGAGGCUGCUCUUGAGCAUCUUAUUUUGGCUAGCAUGGCUAUGGUGGCCAAUGGGCAGGAAAUGGAGGUGGCUUCUGUUGAUUGUAGUAUUGGGGACACCUACUUAUCUCUGUCUCGGUAUGAUGAGGCUAUUUUUGCUUAUCAAAAAGCACUCACUGUUUUUAAGACCACCAAAGGAGAGAAUCAUCCGUCAGUUGCUUCAGUGUUUGUGCGUCUGGCGGAUUUGUAUAACAAGACAGGAAAGUUAAGGGAAUCAAAAUCUUAUUGUGAGAAUGCCCUUCGAAUUUAUGGAAAGCCGAUUCCUGGGAUUCCCCCAGAGGAGAUCGCUAGUGGUCUAACUGAUGUUUCUGCUAUUUAUGAGUCCAUGGAUGAGCUUGAGCAGGCACUCAGCUUGCUCCAGAAAGCAUUAAAGAUAUAUAACGAUGCCCCUGGUCAGCAAAGCACAACAGCAGGAAUUGAAGCCCAGAUGGGGGUGAUGUAUUAUAUGUUGGGGAACUACUCUGAUUCUUACAACUCCUUCAAGAAUGCCAUUUCAAAGCUCCGUGCAAGUGGAGAGAAGAAAUCUGCCUUCUUUGGGAUUGCUCUGAAUCAAAUGGGGCUGGCUUGUGUGCAGCGUUAUGCCAUAAAUGAGGCUGCAGAAUUGUUUGAAGAGGCCAGGGAUAUCUUGGAACAAGAGUAUGGACCAUAUCACCCUGACACACUGGGCGUAUAUAGCAACCUAGCUGGAACUUAUGACGCGGUUGGAAGAUUGGAUGAUGCAAUUGAAAUCUUGGAACAUGUAGUGGGGAUGAGGGAGGAAAAGCUUGGGACAGCAAAUCCAGAUGUGGACGACGAGAAGAGGAGGUUGGCUGAGUUGUUAAAAGAAGCAGGCAAGGUCCGCAACAGAAAAGCCAGAUCACUAGAGACCCUCCUUGAUGUCAACUCUCAAACUGUAAACAACGAUGACAUCAAGGUAUGAUAAGGAUGGUUGUGAUGGUUAUAUUAUAUUAAGCAAUGAUGUAAUAUAGGACAAUAUUUAAUAGCAGGAAAGAAGAAAGAAAGAGAAAAAUGGGCAUAGGUGGUGGGUGGGUGAGUGGGUUGAUUAGAUUCUUGAUCUGGGGUUGAAUGAAAUAAGUGGAGGAUGGGGGAUUUUGGGUUGUAAUAUCGAUCUACUUCCACCAUAUUGGUCAAAGCUUAUUGUAUGUUGUAUUUGUUUUGAUUAAUUAGACAAUGUUUCCACCUUUUUCAACAAUUUGAUCGGCUUCUUUCUUCUAUGAUGAUGAGAGGAAAGUUAAAACA